Molecule: messenger RNA, 1057 nt
Organism: Panicum virgatum (switchgrass)
Lineage: Eukaryota; Viridiplantae; Streptophyta; Magnoliopsida; Poales; Poaceae
Product: ethylene-responsive transcription factor 1B-like
Exons: 1
Coding region: 58-819 (253 amino acids)
Biological process (GO): ethylene-activated signaling pathway; regulation of DNA-templated transcription
Molecular function (GO): DNA binding; DNA-binding transcription factor activity
Source: RefSeq, a predicted model, not a curated record
CUGCCGCUGCUGCUGCGGUGCUGCCUCGCCUUCCAGCUCCAGCUCUCCAGCAGUGAGAUGGAAACAAAGUCAACCAGAGCACCACCACGAUUCCACCCGCCGGCACACAACAUGGAGUACCGCCCCAUCCACGGCUUCUACCUGUACAGCGACUACGCCGCCGCGACGUCGUCCUCGUCGUCCUCGUCCUCCGACUCGCUCCCGUUCGGCGGCGCGGGCUGCUGCGGCGACGAGGUGCCCGCGCCCGCCGUGUUUUCCGGCUACGGGCGGCGCCGAGGUGAUGGUGAUGCUGCUGCCGAGGUCUCGGCGGUGGCGGCUGCCGAGGCGGGGCAGGGGGCGCCGUGCGGCGGCGGCGCCGGCGGCAAGCAGCAGGCCGGGGCGGCGUUCAUCGGGGUGCGGAGGCGGCCGUGGGGGAGGUUCGCGGCGGAGAUCCGGGACUCGACGCGGAACGGCGCCCGGGUGUGGCUCGGCACCUUCGACAGCGCCGAGGCCGCCGCGAUGGCCUACGACCAGGCGGCGCUGUCCGCGCGGGGGCCCGCGGCCGCGCUCAACUUCCCCGUCGAGCGCGUGCAGGAGUCGCUCCGCGCGCUCGCGCUGGGCGGCGCCGGCGCGGCGGGUUCGCCCGUGCUGGCGCUCAAGUCGCGGCACUCCAAGCGGAAGCGCCGGAAGAAGUCCGAGAUCGCGGCGGCGGCGGCGGCGGGCAGGAGCAGGAGCAGGAGCACCGCGGCGGCGGCGGCCGAGCAGCAGCGGUUCGUCGUGGAGCUGGAGGACCUCGGCGCCGACUACCUCGAGGAGCUCCUCAGGAUCUCCGAGAGCUAAGUGUGAUCGCUUAGCUUGAUCUGAUGAUGCUUGUGCAGAAUUCCAACUAUUCCAAGGUAGAUAGAUGGCUUCUUGGGGUCAAUGCAAUGCCCAAGCCUCUUGGAUGGUAUAUAUUUGCGAUAUUGAGGGCCCUCAUUUCGAAAGUUUUGUGAUUUUAGUGCAAAUUUGAACUAAAUCCCAAAAUUUUUGGACAAAAGACCUUCAAUCGGAACAAAAGAGAAAGAAACUUGUGAGUUCA